Molecule: messenger RNA, 1677 nt
Organism: Actinia tenebrosa (Australian red waratah sea anemone)
Lineage: Eukaryota; Metazoa; Cnidaria; Anthozoa; Actiniaria; Actiniidae
Product: lactadherin-like
Source: RefSeq, a predicted model, not a curated record
AAUAACACCCGGAUGCUUGCGAAAGGCGCCUAACACAAACACAGCUGUCGAUUAUGGACAAAAGUGUCAUGCAGUUAUAGCUGCAACAAAACCUCCUACACGCGUAUAAAUCACUAUAUUUCUGCUUAUACAAACAACCUCAUACCACUUCAAGUACAGUGACACCUUUUCUGAUGUUAUAAUUCGUAAUUUUUGCCAUGCUUUGGGUUAACCACGUCUUGAUAUCCAUUCUGUUGUUGAACAAAGUUCAAGGUGAAGACACUAAAGAGUUUAUUUUCGAAACACAAUCCGGUUACAUUUUAUCUGUUCCAUCGGACAGAAAUGUUAAACACGGGACAGAAUUUGUCGCCAACGAUCUCGAAUGCGCUUUACGGUGUACCAAAGAAAAAUGGUGCAACUCUGCUAACUUUGGCCUUGUCUCUGAGAAACAAAGCAAUGGUCUUCACUUGUGCGAGCUUUUCUCAACCGAUGAAGAGGCCAAUUUAAAAUAUUUAGAGAGGAAUGAGAAGUUCGUUCAUUUGAGCAUCAAGAUACUAAACCCUCCAUGCCAGAAAUUACCUUGUCUGAAUGAAGGCACUUGUAUCAAGGUGUAUGAUAGAGGGGGUUUCGAGUGCAGAUGUAUCAACGGAUUUUCCGGUAGCAUUUGCCAAAAAGCAUGCACCGAACAAGCACUCGGAAUGGAAAGCAGAACAAUACCAGAUUCUUCAAUAACAGCCUCCAGUGCGUGGGGUGGUAAAGAUACAGGAUACAAGGCCAGAUUGAACAAUAAUCCAGGUCACUGGGCACCAUCUUCCAAUCGAGUCGGGGAAUGGCUGCAGGUAGACUUUGGCAGGCUGACACUCGUAACCAAAGUCGCUACACAAGGAAGACCAUUUUUACAGGCGUCGUACAUGACUAGUUACUCGCUGUCUUAUCGACGAGAGGAUGAAAGCUGGAAAAGCUACGUCCAUACAUCUCUUGGUGGAACACUUCCUGGUAACACCAAUUAUUAUGGUACCGUCACCAACACUCUGGAUCCAAAGAUCACCACCAGAUACAUCCUUAUCUAUCCUAAAACAUGGUACCAUGCUAUUACUAUACGGGUGGAAUUCUAUGGAUGUUACCUGUCUUAAAUAUACCACUUCAAUUUGAAGACAGAAGUAAAAUAGUCCCAUAUAAAUAGAGACGUGAAUAUUGUUCAAGGUGUUAAAAAAGGUCUCUAUCAUUGCAAAGUCACCGCCGUUCUCGCUACGAUGCACAGGCACGGUUACCUUUCAAGAUGGCGCUAAUGGCACUGUUAAUGGGACUAUGGAUACCAAUCUGAUAAAUGCUUUAAAAGCGAAGCGUCGUUUUGACAACAUAUUGUAUUCAUCUAUCAUUAAAACCAACUGAAUUGACCUUUAGAACAAACUCAAGGUCAACUAACCUUAUACUCCGUUAUAUUGGUGUUUUUUUUGGAAUUCUUGAUUAUUCAGGGGAUUUGGAUUCAUUUAUUAACUUAUUAACCGACGCGUACGCUUACGUAAGCGGGCAUGAGGCAGGUAUAGGAUACAGUAGUUCGUUACGUACGAUUGAACCGGCUCUUUCUCUAUGUAUCAUGUCCUGAAUUAGGGGUGUUUCUCCUAUACAUGUACACUUAUGUCCGUAUAGUGUAUAUCAUAUCAUGUACAUUCCGUAUAACUGUAUUAUGUGAUGUAC